Messenger RNA from Aspergillus mulundensis, 546 nucleotides. RefSeq lists its product as uncharacterized. The transcript has a single exon. Bases 1 to 546 code for a protein of 181 amino acids. Lineage: Eukaryota; Fungi; Ascomycota; Eurotiomycetes; Eurotiales; Aspergillaceae. The record is from RefSeq and is a predicted model, not a curated record.
AUGAACCAAGUAUUCCACCGAUUUGUUGCGCGAGAUGACGAAAAGACUGAAGGCCUAUCUGAGUCCAUGGUCGACUUGUUGAUCUCUCUCUUGGUCCUUAUCCUUCUCGGUAUUGCCUUGAUUGGCGCACUUCUCGUCCUCCGCCGCAGGAACAGGAAUCGCCAGCAGCCUGAGCUCCCUGUACACAAUGGUCAAUGCUCGACCCAUCACCGCAGCCUCACUAUCUCUGCGCCGCCGUACGCAAACACAGAAUCCGUGUUUGUCAUCGAUGAGAAGCGCAACCUAAUGGAGAACUCGUCAAGCCCACCACCCAGUCCUGUACCUGAGAUUCGUAUCACAUUCCCCGAGGAAGAGGAUGAGUCUGGAAAGCGCAAGUCCGGCCGGGUCGUCGUAGUAAGGAUCAGUGAAGCGGGCAGCGUUGGCCUCGAGCCAUACAAUGACCAGCUUCCGCCUUACCAGACGAGCGAUGCAGACCGUUUCCAGUCCCUGGACAUUGACCGCAUGGGCGGUUUGAAAGAGAAGGAUGACGCAAAGCGUUGGGGUUAA